AUGGCUCAGACAAAGACUAUCCGGCGACGUUCAGGGCCUGCUACCCCGAAAAGAGGGCAAGCCCAACGAGUGGGAAUAUCGCCUAAACAGGUAUCUGGCAAGCGACUUCGCGCGCAACCUGGCGAUCCCGUACCCGUGCGAAGGCCCCGAAGAUAUCGACCUGGAACACUCGCGCUCCGAGAAAUCCGAAGAUACCAGCAAUCGACCGACCUCUUGAUCCUCAAACUCCCGUUCGCCCGCCUCGUGCGUGAAAUCGCCCUGUCCAUCCUUCCAUACCACGCGGCGCAAGACCUCCGGUGGCAGAGCCAGGCGAUCCAGGCGCUCCAGGAAGCGAGCGAAGCAUUUCUCGUGCAUCUCUUCGAAGACACAAACCUGUGCGCGAUACAUGCGAAGCGGGUUACCAUCAUGCAGAAGGAUUUGCAGUUAGCGAGGAGGAUUCGAGGCGCCUGGGGUGGUUUGGGUUAA
Molecule: messenger RNA, 465 nt
Organism: Fonsecaea erecta
Lineage: Eukaryota; Fungi; Ascomycota; Eurotiomycetes; Chaetothyriales; Herpotrichiellaceae
Product: histone H3-like centromeric protein CSE4
Exons: 2
Coding region: 1-465 (154 amino acids)
Cellular component (GO): nucleosome
Molecular function (GO): protein heterodimerization activity; structural constituent of chromatin; DNA binding
Source: RefSeq, a predicted model, not a curated record